Molecule: messenger RNA, 1683 nt
Organism: Lasiodiplodia theobromae
Lineage: Eukaryota; Fungi; Ascomycota; Dothideomycetes; Botryosphaeriales; Botryosphaeriaceae
Exons: 1
Coding region: 1-1683 (560 amino acids)
Source: RefSeq, a predicted model, not a curated record
AUGAGCAGGGGGAAAGGUCGCGCCCGAACUAGGGAGCUCAGCGAGUCAUGGGCGUCUUUGUCGUAUGCUGAGGAUCAAGAUCUCGGACAGUCUUCAAGCCAGGACAGCGACGCCCCUUCCCACAAAGACGUCCAGCGUGCAAAGAAGAGCUCGGCGCGCAACAGUCCACCGCCACAGUCCUCGGGAAAGGCACGGUCCGCCACCCCCUCUACACCUGUACCCCGCAACCCCCCGAAACGCCGUGUCUCUCAGCCCUCUGCAGAACUCGAGUUCGUCAUGCCUUCUUCGCCCGACGGCUCGUUUGGGGGCUCUCCGAUGCACAGCUCGCGCCGUCCGCGACGCGUCUCCCAGUCUAUUGCCGAGGACGACGAAUCGGCGGACCUGAGGCAGAGGAAGCGGAGGUCUCGAACGAUGCAACGGGUGUCGUCUUCAGAGGACAAAAUUGAUGCCUCUACACCUCUCGGGUUGCUCUGGGCCAAUGUGCUGGGGCCCAUAAGCAGCUAUUUGCUAUCCGUCCUGUGUUUUACCUUGAACGUCUUGAAACCCCUAUUCUCCAUCGCCCUCGCUGUCGCUUUCGUCGCCGCAUUCUUGUCAUUUGCCCGGUAUUGGAUUACUACCAGCGUUUCCACUGCGCUAACCCCGAUCUGCACCGUCCCCGGCGUGUCUUUUCUUAACCUUCCAUUCUGCAACUACCCGCAGAGAGCUAGUCCUACCUCCGCCGGAUCGGUCGAAUUCGAUGAACUUGUCAAGGCUCAGCAAGCAUUUGAAGAGAUCAUAUCUGAUGCGUCUAGAUAUGACGGGCUGCCGGCGGAUAUGAAGCGGGGCGAGACCGCCAUCCGGGACUUGAGGUCCGUUGUGCGCUAUUCCAAGCUUCCCUCAAAAAGUGAGCUGGACAUGGAAUUCCACAACUUUAUCGAGAAGGCGGGUAAAGCUUCCUGGGACCUUACACGCUUUAACUCUCGGAUCGGCUCGGCAGUGGAUAAGAUGCUCAGUACGAACAAGUGGACUUUGCGAGUCAUUGACGACAUCAAAGAUGCCGAGGACGGGCGGGGUUCCGUUGACCGCUUCAUCUGGGACCAGUUACUAUGGGUCAUCUCGCCGCAUCGAAACCCGCGCGAACGGCUCGUUUCUCAAUAUUUAACGCACACCCAAAAGGUCGAGGACGAGAUCACAACCCUCAUUGACCAAGCGGAUGCUUUGCUCGGGAUCCUGGACAGCCUCGAAAGUCAUCUCGGCGCUAUACACGAGAUCUCCGUUCGCGACGAUGUGAGCCUGCAGGGCAAGCGCGAGGAGUUGUUCCUCGACCUCUGGACGAAGCUGGGUGGCAACCGGUCCAAUGUCAAGAAGCUGGACCAACAGAUCCAGCUACUCAAGAAUGUCAACAUGUACCGCCGCACCGCGGUUAGUCACGUCAGCUCGACUAUGGUCAAGCUCCGCGCCAUCGCCGUCAGUCUGGAGGAUAUGCGAGAGCGCGCCGCUACCCCUGACGUCGUGGGUGUCGAUGGCGAGGUGCCAAUCGUCCUUCACAUCGAGAACAUUCAGCGGGGUCUCGACAGACUAGAGGCCCAGCGUCUGGAACACCAAAGAUCCGUGGAUGAAAGGCAUCGAAGAAUCCUGGACGCUGCAGAAGCCAGCGACGCUAACUCAGGCGCUGGUGUCCCUGAAAGCCGCAUGAUUGACUAA